This is a messenger RNA of Thrips palmi, 2241 nucleotides long. It is a transcript of the gene SCOT, whose product is annotated as succinyl-CoA:3-ketoacid coenzyme A transferase 1, mitochondrial. The record is from RefSeq and is a predicted model, not a curated record. Bases 277 to 1863 code for a protein of 528 amino acids. The transcript has 10 exons. Gene Ontology annotation, molecular function: succinyl-CoA:3-oxo-acid CoA-transferase activity. NCBI's taxonomy places the organism in Eukaryota, Metazoa, Arthropoda, Insecta, Thysanoptera, Thripidae. Gene Ontology annotation, cellular component: mitochondrion. Gene Ontology annotation, biological process: ketone body catabolic process.
CCGCCUCCCGCGGAGGCUCGACCCGUCUCCGGGCUCUCAUUGGCUCUCCAGAAGUUGGCAAGUUGCCUCGGACGGGAAACCUGUUUACAGUGUUUAUUUUGUCGUGCGUUGUUUGUCAGUGAACAUCCUAUCUCAGAGACACGCCCGAGCUCAAAGCUUUAUCAGUUGGCUCACCAGCUCUGUGGAUCAGUGUUGCAAUCAUCUUUGACGAUUUUACGUUUUGAGUUUCACCGGUAACGUUGGCUGUCUCGUCUGUCGUUCGAAGAGCAUCUCACCAUGGCCCCAGUGUUGAAUAUUGCUAGUUCUUUUUUGAUUAGAUCUCUAUGUCAAGCGAAAGUCACUCAUCCUGUACUAUUUAAUUCGUGUAGGGUUUUAUCAUGUUCAUUUUCAAGUACAGCAGUGGCAAGAAGUAAGAAAAUUUACAGUUCUGCCCAGGAAGCUGUAAAAGAUAUUGAAAAUGGCUCUAAACUUCUUGUUGGUGGGUUUGGAUUAUGUGGCAUACCUGAAAACCUCAUUCAAGCCUUGUUGGAUGCUGGCGUCAAAGACCUGACUGUCGUUAGCAACAAUGCUGGUGUUGAUAACUUCGGCCUUGGAUUACUUCUAAAGGCGCAUAGAAUCAAGCGUAUGAUUGCAUCCUAUGUUGGAGAAAAUGCUGAAUUUGAACGUCAGUUCCUCAGUGGAGAACUGGAAGUAGAACUCACGCCUCAGGGUACCCUUGCUGAGCGCAUACGGGCGGGUGGAGCAGGCAUUCCCGCAUUUUUUACUCCAACAGCAUUUGGCACCCUUGUUCAUGAAGGAGGUGCUCCCAUUAAGUAUGAUGGCGCUGGCAAAGUAGAAAUUGCUAGUGAGCCUCGCCAGUCAGCCACUUUCAAUGGCAAGGACUAUAUUAUGGAGGAAGCCAUUACUGGAGACUUUGCUUUAGUCAAGGCAUGGAAAGCUGAUGAGGAUGGAAACUUAGUGUUCAGGAAAUCUGCUCGUAAUUUCAACCCAGUCAUGUGCAAAGCUGCCAAAAUAGGCAUUGUUGAGGUGGAAGAAAUUGUCCCUGUUGGGCAGCUGCAACCUGAUGAGAUCCAUCUUCCGGGUGUUUUUGUAAAACGAAUUGUGAAGGGAGAAAAAUAUGAAAAAAGAAUUGAGAGGGUAACUGUUCAGAAAGCCAAGUCGAAGUCUGGUAUCGCUCAAACACCAGCUGCAGCUCUCAGAGAAAGAAUUAUCAGAAGAGCUGCUUGUGAAUUCAAAGAUGGAAUGUAUGCAAACCUUGGAAUUGGCAUGCCUAUGCUGGCCUCUAAUAUGAUUCCCCCUAGCAUGCGAGUGACCCUUCAAAGUGAGAACGGUAUUCUUGGUCUUGGUCCUUUCCCCACAAAAGACCAGGUAGAUGCUGACCUCAUAAACGCCGGUAAGGAAACUGUUACUGUUAUUCCCGGUGCAUCGUACUUCAGCAGUGACGACAGUUUUGCUAUGAUCAGAGGAGGCCACAUCAGUUUGACAAUGUUGGGAGCUAUGCAAGUAUCUCAAUAUGGUGACCUAGCCAACUGGAUGAUUCCUGGCAAGAUGGUCAAGGGUAUGGGUGGUGCCAUGGACCUUGUUUCUGCAAGUGACACCAAAGUAGUUGUUUGCAUGGAACAUACAAGCAAAUCUGGUGAACAUAAAAUUCUUCCUCAAUGCACGCUCCCAUUGACAGGCAGAAAUUGUGUUGAUCUUAUUAUUACAGAAAAGGCUGUGUUCUCUGUGGACAAAGAAGGUGGUCUUACAUUAAUAGAGAUUGCUGAAGGUGUCGAGGUACCAGAUAUAAUGGCUUCUACUGGUUGUGACUUUGCUGUUGCAGAAGACUUGAAACCCAUGCAGCAAAUAGCUGUUCCUGAAUAAUUGAUCUGAGCAAUGUUAUGACAGCCUCUAAAACCUUUCCUACCAGUACAAGCCAUCUGUGAGCCCGUUAUUUUUGUAUAAGAAAGAUUUGUUGGUUUUAUUUCCAUCUUAUCUGUUAUAAGUGCCAUGUUAGAUCUGCAUUAAUGUCUCCACUGGUCUUCUUUUUAAGAUGACUGAUGUGCGUUUUUAAGUUCUUGUACUUAAGUAUAAAGGUAUAUUUAUGAAAAUUUUGUUUGACCUUUUAUUUGUACUUGUGAACAAGAAAGCAGAAUAGACAUUCAUGUGCUAAUGAAUUUAUUUUUGUUUGAUUGUGUAAUUUUAAAUGUCCUACUUACUUGUACGAACUUGGUGUUGGAUUAAGAACUAUUAUGACUGUUA